This is a messenger RNA of Meloidogyne enterolobii, 1533 nucleotides long. The record is from the annotation of a GenBank genome assembly. NCBI's taxonomy places the organism in Eukaryota, Metazoa, Nematoda, Chromadorea, Rhabditida, Meloidogynidae.
AUGAACAAAUUAAUUAAUGAUUACCAAGAAAAUAAUGAAUCAACAAAAUGUUGUUGCGGACAACAUGAAAAAAACAAAAAUGAAGAAACAACUUUACUUUACCAAAUGGAAUGUAAAUAUUUUUCACAGAACGAAUCAAAAGAAUUUUAUUUUUGUUCUGAAGAGGAUAAUGCUCCAUAUAUUAUAGAUAUUUUUGGUACCAGUCCAUGUAUAGCAGCACGUGAACGUGUUUUGGAAUUAUUAGUCUUAGAUAAUUUGGGUAUUUCUUCUAUUGGAUGUACUCAACGUUUAAUUUCCUUGGCACAUCGAGUAACAGAAUUGGAUUUAAGUUUUAAUAGAUUAGAUUGGUUAACUGUUGGGAAAUUGAUGGAGACAUUACCUAAACUUUCAACAUUAAAUUUGGGUUAUAAUGCAAAACUUUGUGGACAAAUUGAUGGAAAUGAAUUACCCAAAGCUAACAAAUUAUCUACACUGAUUCUCAAUGGACUUUCAUUAUCAUUUUCAACACUUCAAACAAUUUUUAAUAGUGCCCCUUCUCUGCGAGUUUUACAUCUUUCAAAAACACAAUUUCCUUAUUCUGAAUUAAAUUGUUCUGACUUGGAAAAAACAACAAAAAAUUAUAUUUCAAAAAAUUUAGAAGAAUUACAUUUAAAUGAUUGUGAAAUAGAUAAUUGGCAUAGAGUAUUGAAUGUUUUGUUUUAUUUCCCUCAAUUGGAAAGUCUUUUCUUAGCUGAUAAUCCAUUAAUUUCUGUUCAUCAUUGUCAAAAGUGCAGCCUUCAAACAAAUGAAUUAACUAAAAAAUUACGAGUACUUUCAUUAAGUAAUACAAAAAUUUCAAGUUGGCAAUCUAUCGAAAAUUUACUUUCUCUUAAACAAUUAGAAGAACUUAAAUUAAUUAAUAUACCUUUACUUAAAGGUUUAAAAAAUUAUUUUUUAGUAAAAAUAAUUCCUUUUUUCAAAGAUUAUUCAAUUGAAGAACGUUUACAUUUAGUUAUUGGCAGACUUAGAAAUUUAAAAAUACUUAACGGUUCUCAUAUUGAUAAUCGUCAACAUGAGGAAUCUGAACGUUUUUUUAUUCGUUUUUAUUCAAAUUCUGACAAAAAACCUUCAAUAUAUUCGGAAUUAGUUGAAAAACAUGGAAUGUUAGAACAGCUAGUCAAAGUAGAUUUAACCCCUAAACGUUAUGCAAAAGUUGUAAUUCAUUGUGAGGAAUGUGAAUGGGUUAGAAUGUUGGUUAAACUUAGAUUAUCUGGGACGGUUUUGGAAUUGAUGAAAUUUUUGGAAAGGUUAACUAAAAUACCUUUAAGAUUAAUGAGAAUUUUCUAUGUUGACAAACAAAUAUCUGCAUUGGGACCCGAAGAAUUACGAUUUCCCAAUCAAGAACUCAAAUUAUUACAUAUUGAGGAUGAUGAUGAAUUUUUUAUUCAGUCAAAACUUCCACAAAUUAAUUUAAAUAAUCCCAAUAAUACAAUUAAACAAAUUUCUCUUAACAAAAAAUUAUCCUCAAAUCAAGAACAGCCCAAAAAACAAUAA